CGUCACUUCAUGUCUAGCAACAAAACACAUUGCGAAAUAAUAUGUUUUACCCGGAUGAGGUCGGCGAGACACGCGAUGGCUUCGAUCCACACGUACAGUAGCACGAGCACGUCGCCACCACGACAAUCAAAAAACGCACUCUACAACCUACCUAGACGUCAGCAGAUGUACUACGAUUUGCUGCCGUACGCGUAUCAAGAAGAAGAACUCUUGCAAUUUGGCAUAGUGUCAACUGAAAUGAUGGCUUUAGACAAGAACAGUGCCACUCUUGCUAAUAUGGAUUUGGACGUUUUUAAAAAGCUAAUUGAUUAUAAUAAGUAAUGAACUGUGGCCAGGAAUUUACGGUACAGUAACAGUUGUGUUGUGUUGGGUUGCGUGGGUUUGCUAGAGUAACAGUUGUGUUGA
Messenger RNA from Corticium candelabrum, 405 nucleotides. RefSeq lists its product as uncharacterized. Lineage: Eukaryota; Metazoa; Porifera; Homoscleromorpha; Homosclerophorida; Plakinidae. The transcript is spliced from 5 exons. Bases 10 to 321 code for a protein of 103 amino acids. The record is from RefSeq and is a predicted model, not a curated record.